GGCGUGUCCUCGCGUCUCAUUGGCUGAUGGCGCUUUCCUUCAGCUCUCCACUUUCUCUGAGCACCUCCCCCGCUCUCCGCCAACUGGAUGUCCGUCCCAGCUUGGAUUUUCACGAAAACAUCAGCCGCAGACUGCGUACCAGUGCCAACUGCGAGGCUGGGACGACGAGCGGGAUCCAGAGGAAUGGGUUCAGCGGAAUGACAGCCGAGUCCAUGGCGUUUUCGCUCCCGGACAGCGGCGUUUGGCCUUGCGCAGCGGCGUGAACAGCGGGACAACGCAAAUAACUGGAAUGAAUGCAGCGAUAUCACUUGUUAGAUAGAAAAAAGACGACGAGAGGGGCCAGAGUGGACUCCCUCCGCCCCAUGGAGGAUGACGGGACCUUUGCAGUAAACUCCAGGCCCGGAAUGUCACCUGGGUAGAGACACAGCACUUUGGACGACGCAUUUAGGGCAAAAUAACAGCGUGGGACUCUGCGCGUACGACCUGACGUGCACAAGUUAGCACAAAGUGGAAGCUGCGGGACUCGUCCCCUCACAAACAUGAAUAUUCUAGAUAUAACUUAAGGCGAGGUUGUGCACAGCCUCAGGUGACAGGACAGGGAACGCGCGCUGUGCAGUUAUGUGCUUUGGUUUUAUCUCCUUUUUCAUUUUGUUUUAUUUGGAUUUGCUCCAUUUGGCAAUAGUCUGACUUUUUAAAUUCCUUUUCAUAAGUGACUCAUUUUAAACCAGCCAUGUCUCUGAAGGAAAAUGCUUGUCGGAAAUUUCAAGCAAAUAUUUUUAACAAAAGUAAAUGCCAGAACUGUUUUAAGCCCAGAGAGUCACAUUUGCUCAUCGAUGAAGACCUAAACCAGAGUCAUUGGAGAGAUAAAUACCUUGCAAAGCCGAUAUACGGAGGGUGGUUGCUGCUAGCACCAGAGGGAACUAACUUUGACAAUCCAUUGCACAGAUCUCGGAAAUGGCAGCGCCGGUUUUUCAUCCUUUACGAGCACGGUGUACUGCGCUAUGCUUUGGACGAGAUGCCCAGCACUCUGCCCCAAGGCACCAUCAACAUGAACCAGUGCUCGGACGUCAUCGAUGGAGAGUCCAGGACGGGCCAGAAGAACUCUCUCUGCAUCAUCACGCCAGACAAAGAGCAUUUUAUUCGGGCUGAGUGCAAAGAAAUUAUCAAUGGGUGGCAGGAAGCUCUGACUGUCUACCCAAGAACCAAUAAGCAAAACCAGAAGAAAAAGAGAAAGGUUGAUCCUCCAACUCAGCAGGGUGGACUAACGCCAAGCCAGUGUUUUUCCAUUGAAGACAUGAAUGGACAUCCAGAGCCAGGCCCAGCCAAAGUGACAGUGACCAGCAGCAGUGGGGGCAGUGUCCCUUGUGUGCCCAGCAGCAUAGCCUGUGCAGAGCGUGUCCCGACCAGCCGCGCCUCUCUUUGGCAGGAGGAGAGCCGCUGGAGCCGGACCACCAUUCCCUGCAGCCGCAGUGCCUCUUGCAUCAGUCAGCUGAGCCAGAGCCAGCCAGAGCCCAGGACCACCACUCAGGACGAUGCUGGUACAGUCAACACUGGGCGCAAGGUACGAGUGGAAAGCGGCUACUUCUCACUGGAGAAAACCAAAUCUGAGCCCUGUCCUCCGCCUCCCCAGAACCUGCCCCUGUCUUCAUCAGCGUCCUCUUCCUCUUUAGGAGCUCUCAGCCCCAGGUACUACUCUGAGCCAGACCCCCUGGCCUCCCCAAACCAACCCUCCCAAGACCCUCUCCCUUCUCCAGGUGCCCUAGUUUCCCCUAGCUACUCUACCAUCAGCUCCUCUCAGAGUUCUCUGGACUCUGAGCCCAGCAGCAGUGCCCCCGUGUGGGAGGGGCGCACUGUUGCGGUUAGCAGUGGGACAGGCAGAGUGGGCAGAGCUGGCAGAGAGUAUGCUGUACUGUCAGACGUGCCCCGGGCGCGGAGGCUCACCUACAGGGAGGCUUUCCGUUCUGACCGAAAGCAGCAGGAGAUCAGGGCGCGCACUCGAAGCCCCGGCAGAGAGGAAGUGGCCCGACUGUUUGGGGAGGAGCGCAGGCGAAUCAUUGAACAUUUUGAAGAAUGUCAACAAGUGGAACGUAUGGACACCAGCAGCUCCAAUGACCCAUCCACCACAUCCUUAAACCAGAGACAAGGCCGCAGUGAAAGACGCCUUCUAGUCAACAAACAUGACUUGUCUCUUGAUGCUGGAAAAGAUCGCUCAGGGCCUGAUGUGUCCAACUCAACUUAUGCCAAUUUAAGAAGGGCAAAGUCACUGGAUCGCAGAGUCACUGAGUCAUCAAUGACACCAGAUCUGCUGAACUUCAAGAAAGGAUGGAUGACAAAGCUCUAUGAAGAUGGAGUGUGGAAGAAACACUGGUUUGUCCUCACGGAUCAGAGUCUGAGGUACUACAAAGAUUCCGUUGCUGAGGAGGCUUCAGAGAUGGAUGGUGAGAUCGACCUGUCCACAUGUUAUGACGUCAAAGAGUUCCCGGUGCAGAGGAAUUACGGUUUCCAAAUCCUGUGUAAAGAGGGGGCAUGCACCCUGUCAGCGAUGACCUCUGGAAUCCGUCGCAACUGGAUUCAGGCCAUCAUGAAGAAUGUGCGACCCACUAUCGCCCCUGAUGUCACUCGGAAAAACGUCUCUCUGAAACUGUCCGUGUUGAAGCCCAGAUCCCUCCCAGAAGAUAAUUUAAAAGUGAUGCUAGAUCCAUGUUCACAAUCAAAUUCUGAGCAAAGCUCGAAUUCCGAGACCCCUAAAUCAGACCUCAACAAUCAGACCAGCUCCAGCAAUUCCUCCGCACUUCCCUCAGAACCACGCAAAAGCCGGGUCCGGGAACGCCGACGAGAGGGCCGCUCAAAGACGUAUGACUGGACAGAAUUCAAAAUGGAGAAGCCUGAAAAGCCCCCAAAGGAACGUGCAGAUACAGUAGAUCUCAGCUCAUCUUUUUCUCCCAAUUCUUCCUAUAGUUCUUCCUCUACUCCUUCAUCUAUUGCAUCUUCUCCUGCCUCUACCUCUUCCCAACCACAGUCCACAUCAGAGGACAGAGUUACAACAACGCAUUCGUCAACUACCUAUUCUGUUAGUAUUACAUCUACAGUAAACUCAAGCCCUCCUGUGCGCGAGACUCAAGACCAAGGCAAAAUGGAAAUAGAUCACCCAUCAAACAAAGACACAAGGGACAGUAAAGGUCCAGGUGUGCAAGAGGAGAUUGAACAACGAUGGCAUCAAGUAGAGACCACCCCUUUAAGAGAAGAGAAACAAGUGCCCAUCACAACAGCUUUAGCAGUAUCCACUAACUCGGACCGGUUACCUCCACAUGAGCUGGCUGAGCUGCUCGACAAAGAGUUGGGACAGAAACAGAAGGAGCUGGACCAACUUCAGAAGCAGAACAGUCUUUUGAAAGAGCAACUGGAGGAUGCACUGGGACGAGAGCAGAGUGCCAGAGAGGGCUAUGUGCUGCAGAGUGCCACACCCCCUUCCUCAUCACCUCAUCGAGUGCCCUGGCAACGCUUACACAGACUAAACCAAGAUUUACAAGGAGAGCUGGAGACCCAAAAACGCAAACAAGACCUAGCUCAGCAGCAGAUCCGGACAUUAAAAAGAAGCUACACUGAAGCCCAGGAAGCCGUAGACCGCCAUGAGACUGAUAUUCAAGCUCUCCAGUCCAAACUAGCAUCUGCUAUGGCAGAAAUCUUAGCAAGUGAACAAGCUGUGGCCCGAAUGCGCAAUGAGCUCAAACUAGAACAAGAGCGCUCCAAGGAACAGGAGGAGGAACACAACCGCAGUGAGACCACGCUGAGAGCUCAGCUGAAGGACAGUGAAGAUCGACUGAGACAAGUGGAGGCUACUCUGUUAGAACGGAGCCAGGCUCUCAGGCACCUGGAGCGGCAGCAGGCGCUGCAGAGGGACCACCUGAGAGAGAUCCAGAGGCUACAGGAGAGAUUACAGGAAGUGACUGCACGCCUCAGUGCUACAGAGGAGGGUCAGGCUCUGAAAGAAGAGCGUCUGAAGACAGAGCAACGGAGCCUUAAAGAGGCUCAUGAGAGAGAGAGGCAGAGUUUAUGUCGACGAUUGGCUGAGGCUGAGAGCACACAGAAGGAUUUAGAGGAGAGACUGCUCGAGGCAGAGCAGCAGGUAGAAGCUCUGCUGUGUGGGAGACAGAGCUCUGUAGGACAAGAAGAACAAAUACGGAAGCUCCAAGAAGAGCUGAGCCAGAAGAGCAGCAUGGUGGAGUCUUUAAGAGAGAGUGUGCGUCGGCUUGAGGAGGAGAAAGGGCUUCUGACGUGUCGUUGCCAAGAGCUCCUCAACCAGAUUGCAGAGGCAGAUCGUGAAGUGAACAAGCUGCAUGGCCGACUGCAUGCAGAGGAGGCAGAGUACCACACCCUUGAGCAUUCAUAUGAGAGGGCCACAGAGGAGUUUCAGAAAAUGAGCCAGUUUCUCCGUGAGAAGGAGCAAGAGAUCCUUCAGACAAAAGAAAUGUAUGAACGACUGGUGGAGCGAAAAGAGGAAGACUUAAAGGAGGCCUUUAUAAAAAUGACUGCACUGGGAAAUAGUCUAGAGGAAACUGAACAGAAGUUGCAAGCAAAGGAGGAGCUGCUCUGUCAGAUGAGUCAGAGACUCUUAGAGCCUUGCAAUGCUGAAAAAGAACUUCAAGCUAAACUUGUCAUUGCUGAGGACCGGAUUGCAGAGCUGGAGCAGCACCUCCAUGCCCUACAGCUGGACUACGCUGGUCUUCACUCUGAGAGACAGACGCGUCCUGAACAGAGCAGCCAGGACUCUGCAGUGUUUAAUGUACCCCCCACUCAAAGCCCCUUAGAGGAGUCUCAAGCUAAAAGACCAAGGAUAUGCUUUUCAAAUAUCCAGUGCCAAAAAUACACCAGUGUAGAAGAAUCAGAUACAACACUUGACACAACACAGAAUAUCCAGUUAUCUGAAGGAAAUAUUUCCUCUGAUAUUUCAUUCCCUCACACAAGUGACCCAGAGAAGUUUAUCUCUAUUAUACAUGCCCUAGAGUCCAAACUCCUUGCAACUGAAGAUAAGCUAAGAAAUCUCACACAAAACCUUGACCAAUCAACCAAAGAUGAAGACAUUUCCAAAACCGACCUAGGACUAAGUGAAAAUACUUCUUGCAUUGAAGGUGAAGGGGGCAUUCAGGGCAUUUCUAUAAAUAAACACUAUGCUAACGCUCUUGUGUGUAUUGAAAACUGUCGGCAGACAGUGCGGGGCAUUCUCAGUGGCUUUCAUCAAACUACUGACUCUCAGCUGCAGUCACUUUCUCUAAUAGAGAAUGACUUAGUCAAUGCAUCACUUUGUAUCCAACAAGCACAAAACACUGAGCAGUCUGCAGAGGUGGAGCCACACCAACCUCCAGAGGCUCUAGAUAAAGAUGCAAUGCUUCUCUUUGCCAAAACCCUGGCUUUUGAAGCUGCAGUUUUAAACAAGAUGGCUUUACUAAUACAGACUUCUAAAUCUGAUCUUUUACAAGCUCUGAGUAAAAUAUGGGGAGAUUUGGAGAACAUUAAAAACAGUGAUAAAGAUAGUUUGGCAAUAGUUUAUGCUGACAUGUUGACAAAGAAGCUAAUGCUAGAGAGUGCUUUUUGGAAGGACUUGGAGAGAGCUGAAUGUCAGUUUGAGACUAUGGAGGACACAAAACAGGGCAGUGUUUCAGACGUGGAUACUGGUCCUAUUUUUAACACCUUGAUAAAAGCUGAACUUGCCUACUCUAUUCAAAACAUCAAAAUGUCUUACGAUGAGAAAUUUAGAAUUCUUAAAAGGGAGUUAGCUGAAGCCCAUAAGAACUUGCAUCAAAGGGAAACAGCAUUGAAAACGAUUAUUGAAGCUUCUAAAAGUCCAGAUUUUAAAAAUUUUAUCAAAGAAAUGAAAAAGAGCUUAGGCCUUAGCCAACACAAGCUAGCUGACAUCCGUCCUCCUGAACUGGCCCCUUACAUGGAACAGAUUGAGAUGGAGGAGGCAAGAGAUAUGGCAGAUGAGAUUAUUGAUAGGAAUUUACCUGAAGAUGUCCUCGCAUGUGGAGUUGAGUCUAUCCAGUCACUAGAAAAUGCACACGAGAUUCUGGCCAGUGAACUACAGAGACAGGCAGCUAUUCAUCAAAAAUAUGCCCAAGAAUUAGAAAGUGGAGACAAACACCCAGAACUGGCUAAAAUGAUCCAUGCACUUUUAGGAAGGCAGACUUCGCAUCAACUUACCAGUACUUCCCUGUGCAUGCGUGAAGCCCUCAUUCAGAGUCAAGUGGCGUAUGUGGCGUGCAGGUUACGGGCCAUGCAUGAACAAGACCUGAGCUGGUACAAGCAGGCCAGUCAAAAUAUGGAUACUCUAGUCCAGCAACACGCACAAAACAUUAGUGCAAUCCAGGAGAAGUAUGAGGCCUCCAUUGAUGAGCAUCGGCGGAACUUCUCGCAAAGACUGGAGAGCCUUGAAACUGAAAACCAAACACUCAAAAGUGAGAUUGGCAAACAAGUAAGGGAACUUUCUCAUCAGCAGGAGCAACUGGCUAUGUUGGAAGAGCAUUUUCAAAAAGAGGCUGAGAAGCUGAGGAGAAGGCACAAGCAGCAGUUGGAUAACAUGGAAGAAGAGCGUGCAUUUACAGUGGAGGAGCUUAUGGAGACUACAGCAGACAGGCAGAAGAAACUGGCGGAACAGCACCAGAGCCAAGUCAAGACGCUAGAGGAGCAGUUUGAGCUGAGGAUAUGUGAGCUCCAACAGCUGCACAAAGAAGAUCUAAAGAAGCUACAGCAACAGUGUACAGAGGACAGUAGAUCUCCAUAUGGGAUGGGAGGUCAGACAGGGGAGGGGCAGAGGAAGGGGGAGGAUCACAGCGCGUCUGAGGUGGACUCCAUGAUGGUUCUGAAGGACCGAAUUCAAGAGCUGGAGAACCAAAUGGACAGCAUGAGGGACGAGCUGGAGAACAAGAGCCUGGACGGAGACACGACCAGCCUCAGAGAGAAAUACCAGAGGGACUUUGAGAGUCUGAAGGCAACAUGUGAACGUGGCUUUGCUGCAAUGGAAGAAACUCACCAGAAAGUAAUCGAAGACAUCCAAAGGCAGCAUCAGAGAGAGAUUUCCAAACUUAUGGAGGAGAGAGAGAGGCUGCUGGCCGAAGAGACUGCUGCCACUAUUGCUGCUAUUGAAGCUAUGAAGAAUGCACAUAAGGAAGAACUGGAGAAAACUCAGCGCUCUCAGCUUAGUGGACUGAACUCUGACAUAGAUGAACUUCGCAUUCAAUAUGAGGAGGAGCUGCAGUCCAUCCACAGGGAGCUGGAGGUGCUGUCAGAGCAGUACUCUCAGAAGUGUCUGGAAAACGCUCACUUGGCUCAGGCGCUGGAGGCCGAGAGGCAGGCCCUCAGGCAGUGUCAGCGAGAGAACCAGGAGCUCAAUGCCCACAACCAGGAACUGAACAACAGACUGACUGUAGAGAUCACCCGCAUGCGCUCAUGUCUUAGUGGAGAAACUGCAAUGUCACCCGUUACCCAAGGCAAAGAUGUCUAUGAACUAGAGGUUUUACUCAGAAUCAAGGAGUCGGAGAUUCAGUAUCUUAAACAGGAGAUCCACUCCCUUAAAGAUGAGCUGCAGUCUGCUUUAAGGGACAAAAAAUAUGCUACAGACAAGUAUAAGGACAUCUACACAGAGCUCAGUAUAGUAAAAGCCAAAGCAGACUGUGACAUCAGCAAACUGAAGGAGAAGUUACUCAUGGCAACGGAGGCUUUGGGAGAGAGGAGCGUGGAUGGAUCAGUCACAUCUGGAUAUGACAUUAUGAAAUCAAAAAGCAAUCCGGAUUUCAUGAAAAAAGAACAAUCAGCCACAGCUAAGCCCUCCAGAGGCUUAAGGUCCAAGUCUGUCACUGAACAGGUCUCAUGGGACAGCUGACACCCUCCAAGCCCUGUCCUCUGUAGGUACAGCAUGAGCCUGAAAGAAGGACUGACAGUGCAGGAGCGCAUGAAGCUUUUUGAAGCAAAAGAUUCCAAAAAAAUCUGAACAUAAUUUUGUGAAGAUUUUUGGUCUUCUCUGGUUUUGGUCUGACUUGUGCCACACCCAGCCUCAGCUUCAGACUGCAUUGAGACCACCUAAACCUGGACGUGCUGCUUUGUUGCCUCUGAUAUUUUUUAAAAUAUUAUAAUUAAUGAAUAAUAGUUUUAUUGAUCAAUCCUGUGUAAAGGUUAUUUUAAACUAAGGUUUAAGAUAUUCAUUGUCAUAUAAGCUGUGAGAGAAAUGCAUAGCAGCUUUUUAUUUAUCCUUCCAAAUGCCAAAAUAGACAGCAAUACCCAUUAUGAAUAAUAUAUAUUUCCCAAUAUGACUUAAUUACCUGCUGUAUUUUAUCAUUGUCACAGUUCCUAUGUACAAGACUUUACAUGUGUCUAAUGUUGCACCAGUUGUGUUGUACAUAACUACUGGGUAUAUGUAAGGUUCUCUAUCUAAUGGUUGGGCAUCUGCUGUAAUAAUGUGGUCUGAGUGAUACAAUGUGAUGCUUGCAUUGCUGUUGAGUGAGAGUAUAUAGGACGGUGUGUUUGUGUGAGGACGAACAGGAGUGGGAUUGCACUUAUCACUUGACUACUUGAGAAAACGUUUGUCAAAUUGUAGAUGUAGUGGUAUUUAAUUUGGUUUAUUGCAGUGCAACCAAACAUCCUAGCUUCUGUAAAAGGAAUAGAACAACGUGAACUAUUAGUGGUACUGGAUUUUGUCAAUGUUUCUUUCUGACAUGAAAUUGUGUUUGUUCAUUUUUGGCUUUGAUGUGAUUCAAACACCUCAAAUUGGAUAAACAGGACUUGCAUGAGUUGUACAGUAUAACUUUAAUUGCAGACUGAUCAUGUUGCCUCUUCACCCUUGUUUGUGCUUCAGAGUGGUUCUCUUAACACUAAUAAGCUUUGCUUUGCAACUUCUACUGUUUUGGUGUAAUGAUUUACUGUAAGUGUCAGUCUUGAAGCACUUGGCCCAAUCCCUGACCUCUCACUGACAUCGAACUGUGCCUCAACUGAGUGAAGAUGUAAACAUCCAUGAAACCUGUGCAGCUAUGGAUACUGUGGAGUAUUCAAACCACGCCUUGUAAAUAAGAUAUGCCACACACAGAGGGCAUCUGUGUCUGUUUUAAACUUGUAACUUGCUCAAUAGCUUGAUAUGAAAUAUAUAUGAAUAUUUUUUAUUUUCAUGUGAAUGUAUACUGUCAAAUAAAUGAAGUGUUUUGAAAAACUGGAGCAGACA
This is a messenger RNA of Periophthalmus magnuspinnatus, 9205 nucleotides long. It is a transcript of the gene mpripa, whose product is annotated as myosin phosphatase Rho-interacting protein. The transcript has 28 exons. Gene Ontology annotation, molecular function: actin filament binding. Lineage: Eukaryota; Metazoa; Chordata; Actinopteri; Gobiiformes; Gobiidae. The record is from RefSeq and is a predicted model, not a curated record. Bases 731 to 7876 code for a protein of 2381 amino acids. Gene Ontology annotation, biological process: actin filament organization. Gene Ontology annotation, cellular component: actin cytoskeleton.